CUUUCAACCCAAAAUAUAUACUCUAAAUAUUCGAUUUAUAAAUAGAAUAAUUUUUAAAAAAAAAAUUAAAAAUAAAGUGAAAUUGAUUCGUGAUAGUUGAUUGUGACUGUGGCGUUUGGUAGUGGCAAAAAUGAAUACUGUGGUUCAAUCUUUAGCCCUAAACUGCGAGGAAAAAUGUCGUCACUAGUUCUAUAUUGUUGACAAUUAUUUUGUUCCAUCCAUCACAGAAUCUCAACCAAGAGGCGAUGAUGCUACCUUGGGUGAUCAGUCUCCUGACAUGUCUUCUCCUACCGUCGUGUUUGCCGAACCCGCAUCGGGGGCGCCAUCAUCCUCCGGAACCGCACGCCGAAGCCUACCACAUAUCACGUGACCAAUUCGAUCCUCACAGGGACUCGGAGGAAUUCAGACGGGACGCCUCUGACGAUAAGAGGGAGUUCACCAGGAGAGAUUCUACCGACGAUGAUCCUCUGGUGGUCCAGACCAAAAAAGGGAAGGUGCGCGGCUCAACCGUUACAGCAGUAACAGGAAAGAAAGUAGAUGCGUGGUUGAGUAUCCCGUACGCCCAGAAACCAAUCGGAAAUCUGAGAUUCCGACAUCCUCGACCAAUAGAAAAAUGGGAAGGCGUCCUGAACACGACGGAACUGAGCAAUUCAUGCGUACAAAUAAUCGACACCGUUUUCGGCGAUUUCGUCGGUUCCACCAUGUGGAAUCCCAACACACCCCUCAGUGAGGAUUGCCUGUACUUAAACGUGGUAGUGCCGAAACCGCGUCCCACCAAUGCCGCCGUCAUGGUUUGGGUGUUCGGCGGCGGGUUCUAUUCGGGUACAAACACUUUGGAAAUCUACGACCACAAUAUAAUAGUGUCCGAAGAAAAUGUGAUAUUAUGUUCGAUUCAGUACCGCGUAGCUUCGUUGGGCUUCCUUUAUUUCGGUACCACCGAUGUUCCAGGGAACGCGGGAAUGUUCGACCAAAUGAUGGGGUUGCAAUGGAUUAAAGACAACAUAGCUGCUUUCGGCGGAAACCCCAAUAACAUAACUCUAUUCGGCGAAUCUGCGGGAGCCGUAUCAGUAGCUUUGCAUCUGCUAUCGCCGCUCUCCAGAAACCUCUUCUCUCAAGCGAUCAUGCAAAGCGGAGCGGCCACGUCACCUUGGGCUAUCAUUUCCAGGGAGGAAAGCUUCUUAAGAGGAUUGCGUCUGGCUGAAGCGGUGAAAUGUCCUCACGAUAGAUCCGAUUUGAAUGCGGUAAUCGACUGCCUUAAGAAGAAAGACCCCGUGGAACUUGUAAACAACGAAUCAAUCACGCUAGGGAUCUGCGAGUUUCCCUUCGUGCCCAUCAUAGACGGGUCCUUUUUGGACGAACACCCAGUGCGAGCUCUAGCCAAUAAAAACUUCAAAAAAACUAACAUUCUGCUUGGUUCGAAUAGUGAAGAGGGCAACUACUUUAUCAUCUACUAUUUGACCGAAUUGUUCCGAAACGAGGAGAACGUCUACGUGAGCAGACAAGAGUUUUUGCGCGCUGUGACGGAACUGAAUCCCCAUGUUAACGCCAUAGCCAGACAGGCCAUCAUUUUCGAGUACACCGAUUGGUUGAAUCCAGACGAUUCCGUAAGUAAUAGAAACGCUUUGGACAAGAUGGUGGGUGACUACCAUUUCACGUGUGACGUCAAUGAAAUGGCUCAUCGGUACGCCGAAACGGGCAACAAUGUAUAUAUGUACUAUUACAAGCACAGAACUGUGGCCAAUCCGUGGCCGACUUGGACAGGUGUGAUGCACGCUGACGAAAUAAAUUAUUUAUUCGGAGAACCCUUAAAUCCGGCCAAAUCCUACACUGCUCAAGAAGUAGACCUGAGUAAACGGUUGAUGCGAUAUUGGGCGAACUUCGCGAAAACAGGAAAUCCCAGCUUGAGUCCGAACGGGGUUUGGACACCUACGUUUUGGCCUUUGCAUACAGCCUAUGGCAGAGAGUAUCUUACGCUCGCCGUCAAUUCCACUGCUACCGGUAGGGGGCCCAGGCUCAAGCAGUGUGCCUUUUGGAAAAAGUACCUACCUCAGCUGCAGCAGAUGACGGGUAAGUUGAUCCAGAACGAGACUCGGAGCUCCUCUGUACAAGAUGACUAUUAUUGGGGAUUGGUUAACGGCAAUAUUAUUUCUGAUAAUGGUGUUAAUAUUACAACUAUUGAUGAUAUUAAAUCUACUGACGAUAUUAAAACUAAUGAUAUUAAAUCUAAUGAUAAUAAAACCAAUGAUAUUAAAACUACUGAUGAUAAUAAAACUACUGAUGAUCUUAAAACUAUUGUUGAUAAUAUCGGACCUGAUGAUGUUAAAACUGUUGAUGAUAUUAAAACUGACGAUGACAAUAAAACUAUCGAUGGAUUAAAAACUAUUGGUGAUAAUACAGUUAAAAUAAAUAAAUAUAUUAAUGAUAGUAUUGUAGAGUCAAUGCCAUCUGUAAAGAAAUAUAAUGACAUUUUUGUGAAUGACGAUAAAACUUGCAAAAAUAAUACGACUGAAGUAUUUACUGAUAAUAAAACUAAAGAAAGAUUUCAAAAACUUAUAAAUGCUGUAAGAGGAUUCGUAAAGAAUAUAUUAUAAGUAUUUAGUUUUGAUAAUCGUUGUACAUACUUUUUUUAAUGCGCUUUUUGAUGUUUUUUUUUAUAAUUUGUCUUUAAUUUGAAUAAAUCCUUUUUUUUUAUUAAAACA
Psylliodes chrysocephalus is the source of this 2699-nucleotide messenger RNA. Lineage: Eukaryota; Metazoa; Arthropoda; Insecta; Coleoptera; Chrysomelidae. The record is from the annotation of a GenBank genome assembly.